AAAUCAUAUCGACACAAAGGUAACUGAAGCUUUUUCCUAACUCUUCAAAACAACCGACUUUUCUUUCCUUAGUUAGCACGUUGAGCCAUUGAUUGCUCCUCCUUCAUUCGUAGAAUCCGCGCUCAGCUGACACGCGUCGGAGUGGUCGGGAAUCGGCGAGUUGUUGCCAAGAAGAAAAUGAAGAUCAACGUCAACAAAAUAGCUCGAAAAGUCGAGGUCGAUAAUCGCUUUCCUCUCCUAUACUACUGCAGAAUCGCUGAUAGUCUCCUUAGACAGGCGAAUGUACACAGGGAGGAGAAGAAUAUUUUAGAUUUGUAUAUAAUACUUCUUAGAUUUUCAAGUUUGGUGUCUGAGACGAUUCCGUUUCACGGAGAUUAUCAGGUUUUGCCUCAGAAGGAGAAAGUAGCUUAUAGGAAGAGGUUGUUAGCUGUAUUAGAUGAGCUUGAAGCUUUGAAGCCAGAAUUCCAAAGUCAAGUGGAUGAGCUGAACAAAGCUUAUGCUAGAAUUCAACACGGCAAAAUUGAUGGCCCAGAGACAAUUUCAUAUGUUUCUGAGCCAUCUUCUUCAGAACGACCCUCUGUUAAUAAGGUUUCUUACUCGAACGCCAAUGUGAAGCAGCCUUCGAGGAAAUACAACAACAAUCAUGUUCAAGUUUCAUCUUCAAUCUCCCCACAAUUUGACAAGAAGUUGCAGAAGCUAUCUUUUCAUUUACCACUUCCCAAGCAAGAGACUCUGUCUAGACACUCAUUCUUGGGCCCUAAUGGUCUUCGUGGCCAAUGGCAAGGACCUAGCGCAGAGACGAAGGUUCAGUAUCCGACUUAUACUGACUUGACAUCUUCUGAAAAUUCAAAUCAUAUAUGGGGUGAUAGCCUGGAUCAGGCUGCAGAGUGUGGUACUGAGGCAGUAAAAGGUAGUGAUGCUGAGAGCAUUGUCUUUACAAUGGAGUCAGUGCUCUCUUUAGAUGACGGGAGAUGGUCACGACCUGUUGAAAAGUUGUCUCCUGGAUUAAUCAAUGAAGCAAAGAAAGAUCCUUUCCAGUUUGUUGGUGUUAAGCAGCCUCCACCGCCUCCUAUUCUUGCUCAAGUGCAUGACUUUUCUCCAACGACUCCAUUGAAAGUCGCAGAUCCAAGAUCAGGACCAGAAAAAUCUUCCGAGGAUGGGCUUCCUAGCUCAAAUUCAUAUCAACAUUUGCAUGUUAUCCUUCUAACACACUUGCAGCCUGUAAGCUUGAUGGAAGAUUUCUUGACAUUAGCUCGUGCAAAUACACAGAAGAACUUAGAAACAUGUGGUGUGCUUGCUGGUUCAUUGAAAAACAGGGUUUUCCACAUCACGACACUUAUAGUCCCAAAGCAAGAGUCAACUUCAGAUUCGUGUCAGACAUUGAAUGAGGAAGAAAUAUUUGAAGUUCAAGACAGUCUGUCACUUUUUCCUCUUGGCUGGAUUCAUACACACCCAUCACAGACAUGUUUUAUGUCGUCUGUUGAUCUGCACACUCAUUACUCAUAUCAGAUCAUGUUACCUGAAGCAAUUGCGAUUGUAAUGGCCCCGACUGAUGCAUUGAGUCCACAUGGGAUAUUUCACUUGUCUGAUCCGGGUGGCAUAUCUGUGAUUCGGAAUUGUCAGCAGAGGGGUUUUCAUCCUCACGAGGAGCCUUUGGAUGGGAGCUCAAUUUAUGAGCACUGUUCUCACGUCUAUAUGAACCCCAACUUAAAGUUCAAAGUUGUUGAUCUUCGGUGAGCUGCAAUUCUUUAGCAAGAGCUUUAAAGAAAACAAUUUGUAAAAGAAAGUAAAUAUCUCGACAUGUAAAUCCAAUUGGUGUUUUGAAUAGAAACUUGACAAUGAUAUAUAGCUACUUCUUCUUUUUUUUCCCUUUCUUGGUUUGUACUCUCAUGGUUAAGGAUUUUAACUGUCGAUGUAACAAACCUGUACAAUCUGCAUGACAAUAAAACGUUCUUAUAGGACUUGAUCGAA
This is a messenger RNA of Manihot esculenta (cassava), 1971 nucleotides long. Its product is annotated as AMSH-like ubiquitin thioesterase 3. The transcript has 14 exons. Lineage: Eukaryota; Viridiplantae; Streptophyta; Magnoliopsida; Malpighiales; Euphorbiaceae. Bases 178 to 1737 code for a protein of 519 amino acids. Gene Ontology annotation, cellular component: membrane; endosome. Gene Ontology annotation, molecular function: K63-linked deubiquitinase activity; protein binding; metal-dependent deubiquitinase activity. Gene Ontology annotation, biological process: protein K63-linked deubiquitination; protein K48-linked deubiquitination. The record is from RefSeq and is a predicted model, not a curated record.